GUCAUCUAUCACACACUUCGCACGGGACCUCGAUUCCGCAUCUUUGGCCAUGUGCACUCGUUGGUGCACAAGGAGGGUCAUGCUCACACAGGCCUCUUCCGCAAGGCUCUCUGGCCGAUGAACUACGUGUGGGAGUGGUGGGUCGGCCCAUUCUACGGCGUGGUUCCGAACAGCUACAGCAUCGCUCACAUGAAGAUCCACCACCGCUGGCAUAACGACGUCGAUGACGUUCACACGAACUUGGAUCUAGAUCGGACGAAACUCUCCUCGUUCUUUAUCUACACCCCGCGCUUCAGCUUGUAUUGGAUGGGCAUCAGCCCUGUGGCGCUCUUGGCGAAGCGCCGGGAGUGGGUCCUCGUCAGGCAGUUGCUGUAUGGAAUGGUGACGUACUACGGCUUCACGCUUCUUCUUUUCCUUUGGAGCCCGACUUUCUGCGUCGUCUACUGGGUCUUCUGUCACCUCGAAGGCCCUGAUCUCAUGGCUUCUAAGAACGAAGCCCCUUAA
This is a messenger RNA of Symbiodinium necroappetens, 504 nucleotides long. The record is from the annotation of a GenBank genome assembly. NCBI's taxonomy places the organism in Eukaryota, Dinophyceae, Suessiales, Symbiodiniaceae.